Molecule: messenger RNA, 1358 nt
Organism: Lasiosphaeria miniovina
Lineage: Eukaryota; Fungi; Ascomycota; Sordariomycetes; Sordariales; Lasiosphaeriaceae
Exons: 3
Coding region: 279-1070 (263 amino acids)
Source: RefSeq, a predicted model, not a curated record
CGAGGGUUUUUCUCUCUCCCCCUUUCCUAAACACAACCCCGUAUUUCAUCUGUUGUCUCUAUUUGUUUCUAGAGUCUCGCGGACUCAGCUCUCUGCGUCCAGCAGCCCACCUUGUGUCAACACUUGUUUUCAUCCGCACCGAAAAGGGGUUGCAGUCCUCGUGGUUCAAUGGUUUCUCAAUUGUCGCAUACAACACAUUCUGAAGCAUCUCUCGGACAGUUUGCCUGGCACAUGGGUAGCUCAUGGGUACCUCAUGCUCAUGGAGCUCCUAGAGUCCCAUGGCCAAGCCGUGCAUCCCGGCUCUCGUUUAUAAAACGGUCGAUGUUAGACUCUGCCCGGACUAUUCGUCUUCUACCAACAUUCUGCCAUUGGCUUUCACGCUCAUAGAUAUCUCGGUCGCCAAUAACUACAUUUCCCAUCACCAACCCUCUGCUCCUGGCGCAACACCCAGGUCAGCCCAGUACAGAUUCGGACGCGGCCCUCGUUUCAACCGCGCGCGCAUUUUCAAAAUGGGCAAAAGCCCAAAGCGCGUAAGGAAAAGGAAAUUCCGCCUCGCGUUUACCGGCAUCCUCAUUCUCCUGCACAUUAUCGCCGCAGGCGGCGGAGCCACAGUAUCGGCUUUGGUUUUCACCAGCCCCGACGACCUCAGUGUGCCUUUGCAGGCGCUCGCCCAUGCCCUGAUCUUGCAAGGCUCUUUUCUCUCCACUGUCUACGUCCUCGUUCAUAUUGCGGCUUCUCUCAAACGCCUUAAACUUUAUAGAGAGUAUCAUGACGAAUAUGACGAGGAUGACAAUGUUAUAGGCAACCCUAUACCAGAGCAUUUCAGACACAAGUACUAUUCCUGGGCAAGAAUCAUUUGCAUGUUGCUGAUGGCGACCUGGCUUGGCGCCAUCGGGGCUAUUGCCGCCGCCGUCCUCCGUUCCGGAAACCAGGCGUACACGUACCACACCCACCUGGGCGCCGUCGUCUGCGGUAUCGGCUUCGUGGCCACCCUCCCCACCCUGGUUCUCUUGCACAUCACCAACCGCCCAUUUGAGUUGCCCAUGAUGAGGUCCAAAGACUCUGGUUAAUUAAGUAUGAUGAAGAGCAAUGUGACUUACGAACGUUGCAAAACCAAGAUCUUCCGAGGGUGGCGAGUUCACGGAGGGAGGAGUAGUCCAACCCCAAGGAUUCGUGCACAAUGUACAACAUGCCCCGGUGCAGCAGGCCUCUCCAAUGGCCCGAGUCCCUUCAGGCCAGGGUUCCGGCCAGUUUCCACUACAGCCUCAGGGACCACCACCUGCUCACCUGCAAAACUUCCAGCAGGGCGGUUUUCCAUCAGGCCCGGGAGGUGUCCAUGCCCCGCCGAUGUACUAGUU